AUGCGUCACUGUCGGGUGCAGUCCUUACCAUCUCGCACAGAGGUUUCUUGCAUCAGAACGGGCGAUGAUCGCCGACGGUUGGGUCACCAAGCAAGCUCGUCAUCGCAGCCACCGCAGGAAAGCCCAGACUCGGAAGGCAACCAGCAGCAGCAGCAGCAGCAGCAGCAGCAACAACAACAGCAACAGCAACAGCAACAGCAACAGCAACAGCAACAGCAACAGCAACAGCCGCCGCGACGGUCUCAGCGUCAGUUGGAACAAAAUCAAGCGCAGCAUGCGCCAGCACCGUUGGGCCCGAUUGAGCACACAGCGGUGCCAGAGCAUGACUUCUCCGUUGACGAGGCGCUUCGGGAGUGGGUCGAGGCUGCGCUUGCCUCGUCCACAUCCAUGACGUCUUCUGCUCCCUUUAACGAGCACGGACUCUCUGCGGCUCUUACCGCCACUGUCAGCCAGGAACACACCACCUUUCUGAACCAUGAUCAAGACCAGGCGCUAUUGGCCGCUGGUGAAGCACUUGCGUCCAGCUGGUUGCCACACGGGACUUCUGUUUCUGCACCGCAGAUCGGAGUUCCACUACGGACCACCGCUGUGCCGCAGACUACGACGGCGCCCGCUUUACUCUCUGAGCCGCGACCCAUGGAGGGCAUUCAACAAAAAGCCGAGGGACACCCUGGCAAGCUCGAGGUCGAGUACUGGAGGCACUUUGGGGCGAUCUCCGUGUUGCGGAACAGCAGACUGUUUCGGGUGGAGCUCGAGGUGCCGCACCACGUGGCAUUGGCCUUGGAUCUCAAGGAGCGUUCCAAGAGCGCUACCGUGAGGCGCCGAGAAGCCGGGCCAGAAGGAGUUGACGACCACGACAGCGACGGUGAGGACAGAGAUACGGGUAGCAGCACGGUGGAGCUGAGCUCUGUCUCAACACGUCAUAUGCGCGAGCGAACCACGUCCGACGUAAUCGCCAACGACAUGCCCCGCCUGUGGGUCACGCGCGCGCUCGUUCCCCUCUUCUUCGAGCGUCUGGGCGACAGCUUUCCCUUUUUCAAUGUCAACAUCUUCAGUGAACAAGGUCUGCGAGACGAUCCAAAGGGAAUCCCGCUUCUAUUGAACUCAGUCUGCGCGCUGAGCGCCCGAUUCACGCAGCUUCCCAUCAUCGCAAAGGGCCGUCCCGAAGAGCAGGCCUACACCUUUGGGGUCGACUUUGCCGAGCAUGCAAAGACGUACGUGCUGCCUCUGUUCAAGAGCCCCUCGGCCACGACGGUCGCCAGCCUGCUCAUCCUGGGGUGGCACGAGUUUGCGGUCAAUUCCGAGACGGGACUCUGGAUGUACUCGGGCAUGGCGAUGCGCAUGGCCGUGGAGCUCGGCCUUCACACGAGGCGUCUCGGACCAGAGUCCACGAGUGCAUUGCAGAGGACGACGCCGCCAGACCUCUCUCCCGAGAAUCUCUUCUGGACGACGUUCGCUCUCGACGCCACCGUGUCUAUCAUGACUGGUCGCACACCGUUCCUGUACGUCGACGACAUCACCAUCGACAGACCCGAGCUGAGCAGUGGGAGCGCGUUUGCCUACUACAUUCGAAUCUGCAUUCGCAUGCACAGGCUGGCCAGCUUUGCCUCCCGGUCGCGCACGCACCCAAAGAGCGAGAUUCUGCAGCAGAUCACCGAGACGUCGACGCUGCUCGACACGGAGUUUGCCCAGCUUCCUCUUCAUCUGCAAGCCACGCGGGCCAAUCUUGAGCGCAACGGCCAGCCGGCCAUGCUCCUCAACGUUCAUCUCUGGUACCACGGCUUGGUGAUGCUGCUGCACACGAGACCGUUCGAUGAGUUGCGCCUAUCCUCUGCGCCAGACGCGGAGGUGUGGCGGCGAACGUUUGCACAUCGGGCGAGGACGUCUGCACAACGGUGCUUCGACCUGGUCCUCCUUGCGAGGCAGUACGAUGAGUCCUUGCUCCUGCUGGGCCUGCCGCUUGCGUGCCACGUCUGUGCCCUGGCACACCGCGUCAUGACCGAAGAAGUGGAAGAGCUCGCGGCAGAAAAGGCAUGGGAACACACGGCUAGCGAUCGCGAACCGAGAGAGCAGCGCAGAGAGACGCCACUAGAAGACGAAGAAGAAGAAGAACGAGCGCUGGCAGUCGAGCAUCUGCGCAGCGCCAAGCUCUUUGAGGAUCUCCUCUCCUGGCAGCAGAAAUGGUGGGCUGGGGUCAAGUGGGCCCUAGUCUCUCUCCAGACGAGGCGAAUCCAACUGGCGCAACGGUUCGAUUUGAAGUCCGAGGGCGACAAUUCUUUGCCUUUGAUAUUGGAUCCGGAAUGCGAGCGCAGGAGUUACGCCACAUUGACUGAGAUGAAGACGCUCCAGCGGUUGACGAGGAGGUUAGGCGGCUCAAGGUAGAAGCGACUCACACGCUGCCUCACCGCUAGAAAAUGAAAAUUAGUCCAGCUUUUGGGAGGUCCCACGACGCUCACCGCCGUAUCAGCACGUCGCUGCAAUCUGCAUCGCCACACUGGUGUUUCUGAGAUUGCAAGUAUGUGCAAGAUAGUAUAUACAUCGCUUGAGGACGAAUCCGAGGACAAGAAAGAAGGCGAGAAAGUAAAAGCGGCC
Messenger RNA from Acaromyces ingoldii, 2592 nucleotides. RefSeq lists its product as hypothetical. Bases 1 to 2382 code for a protein of 793 amino acids. The transcript is spliced from 2 exons. Lineage: Eukaryota; Fungi; Basidiomycota; Exobasidiomycetes; Exobasidiales; Cryptobasidiaceae. The record is from RefSeq and is a predicted model, not a curated record. Gene Ontology annotation, biological process: DNA-templated transcription. Gene Ontology annotation, molecular function: DNA binding; zinc ion binding.